Molecule: messenger RNA, 1894 nt
Organism: Hypomesus transpacificus
Lineage: Eukaryota; Metazoa; Chordata; Actinopteri; Osmeriformes; Osmeridae
Gene: aqp4
Product: aquaporin 4
Exons: 5
Coding region: 31-1065 (344 amino acids)
Biological process (GO): transmembrane transport
Cellular component (GO): basolateral plasma membrane; plasma membrane
Molecular function (GO): water channel activity
Source: RefSeq, a predicted model, not a curated record
CAUACACACAAUCAGGGUUGCGUCGAAGGCAUGACUGAAAGCGGGGCAUUAGAUCGUCUGAGGACGUGUUGCUCCACGUGUGUUUCCCUGUGCCGCGGAAAGCCCUCAGGCGUCGGCUUGCUCUCCUGCUGCGGUCGAGGCCCUGUCAUGGCAGCCUUCAAGGGGAUAUGGACCCAGGAGUUCUGGCGCUGCGUGGGGGCCGAGUUCCUGGCCACGCUGAUCUUUGUGCUGCUGAGCCUGGGCUCCACCGUCAACUGGGCGGCCGGAGAGGAGAGGCCGCCCCCUCCGGACCUGGUGCUGAUCUCCCUGUGCUUCGGCCUGAGCAUCGCCACCCUGGUGCAGUGCUUCGGACACAUCAGCGGCGCGCACAUCAACCCGGCCGUCACCGCCGCCAUGGUGGUCACCCGCAGGCUCAGCCUGGCCAAGGGCGUCUUCUACCUGGCGGGGCAGUGUCUGGGCGCCGUGGUGGGAGCGGCCGUCCUCUACGGGGUGACGCCGGCCUCGGUCAGGGGCGGCAUGGGGGUGACCACGGUCAACGCCGACAUCUCGGUCGGCCACGCCCUGGUCGUGGAGCUCUUCAUCACCUUCGAGCUGGUGUUCACCGUCUUCGCCACCUGCGACCCCAAGCGCGAUGACCUCAGAGGCUCCUCCGGCCUGGCGAUCGGCCUGGCGGUGUGCAUCGGACACCUGUUUGCCAUCCCCUACACUGGUGCCAGCAUGAAUCCGGCCCGCUCCUUUGGCCCUGCCAUGGUCACCUGGAGCUGGGAGAACCACUGGGUGUACUGGGUGGGUCCGGUGCUGGGCGGGGCCCUGGCGGCAGGCCUCUACGACUACCUGUUCUGCCCCGACCCGGAGCUGAAACAGCGCUACGCCGAGGCGCUCUCCAAGUCCUCCUUCCCCUCCGCCAAGUACCACGAGGUCCAGGCCUCCCUCGCCGCCGAGCGCGACCAGCUGGUCGCCGAACGCACCUUCACGGUCAUGGACGUGGAGCGGGCCCAGCGGAAGGAGAGAGAGGAGAGGGAGAGACAGAGGGAGGCGUCGGGGGAGGUGCUGUCCUCUGUAUGACUAGCGCGGCGCACUGGGAGAGAAGAGCAGGCUGUGCAGAUCGACGCCCCGUAUCCAGCCCUCAAGGAGACUGACCUCUUGUAGUGAGAUUCCCCCCUGGGGCUCUCAUCUACAGGCUGAACAUCUACAGACUGAAGGACAGUCCGACCUAACUCAAAGUGAACCCGAUUGUAGAAACCUCCUAGAUGGGGCCCGUUGUAACCGACCUUACUGACCUACUUGAAAUUCCGCACACCGUUCUUGCUGUAGAGGUAAACACAGACCAACUAGUCUGAGAGGUCAGAGGGGGCAAACUAAAAAUGAACUUUUGAGCAGAUGGAGGAGGUCAUGUUUGUAGGUGGGGUUCAGACGGCAAUGGAAGUCUGUCUGUCUGCUCGUGAACUCACAUCGCAGGUACUUCUUUCUCAGUGCACGAGGCCAGAGAUUGCACCUUUUUUUUACUGGUUUAGCAUGGGGUGCUCAGGGAUGUCCUGGUAUUGUCCCCGUAUCUAACUGAAGCGACUGUGGGGAUUUUCCUACACAGUACUGUAGCAGUAGGAUUUGAAUCAGAUCAUUAUUGCGUAGGUGUGUAUAUUAUGCAACGGGGUUGUGCAAGGUGCACCACUAAUUGUUGCUUUAUGGGUUGCUGUGGAAAUGUGUGUUCUUCGAAUCUACUACUUUGAAUCUGUUUGUUUUGAUCCUUUCUACACUGUCGUCAUCUAUCAGCUGCCCUCACCUUAUCCCCUUGAAUCAGACACACAAUCACCCUUUGUUGUCUUACUAAAUGAAUUUGGUGGGAUGAAGUGCAUUACAUGUUGGGGGUCAGAUGGCUGAGCGGUUAGGGAGUCGG